AGCGACAGACACGCUGUGUCUGCGUGUCUCUGCUGUGGACGGGUUUCGAGCUGACAAGUUCACUUUCUGCCCGAGUGGGUUCAGACGGGCCGUCCGGGGGGAGGGGACCGUGUGUGCUGGAACUUUGCCGUCCUUCGGAGCAAGGAAAGCAGCAAAGCUCGGUUCUGGUUCGGUUUUAGUGCGUUCAAAUAACUGGAUGUGUGGGCUCAACAAUAUAGAGCGCAAAAAUACCUGCUGAAAGGAAUGUGGCUGUCACUGCGUAGGUGAGAGCUGCUUGUUCUGAAGACCUAGUGUGGAAAGGCCCAUCCACCGAAUGGACGCCCCUGGGGCAGGGGUGUCCUACCCCAUCAGCAGCUGCUGGCACUCAGCAUCUUCCUUUUUUUUAAUUUCCAGAGGUGGCAGUUCAGAUCUGUGCUGCUUUUAGUCACAGACACAAAAAAAUACCUACAGAAACUCUUGAGGUUUUAAGUGACAUCUGGGGAUGUCUGAAGUUGACGGGAAGAGGUGGUUGGUGCUGGUUUUGUUGGCUUGCUGAGCUGAAGUGCUUGCAGUGCUCUACCGUUUGAUUGCUGUCACCUAAUGGCUUUCUGGUCAUAAUAAAUAUGCUGUAUAGCCUGAUUUCUUUACCUUGAUACAGCAAUGCAAACAUUUUUUCUAGGUGUAAUUGCUGUUGUACUUUAGAAGGAACAGCAACUUUCACAGAUGCAGAUUUGAGGCCAGCCCAGUGUAGCACAGGAAUUAAUUUGAAGAACUGCUUCAUUGUGUCCUUCUCUUUUUAACAGCUCUGAUGACAAGUCACAGAGAAUCAACAAAGGCAGAUGGCUGGAGGUGGCUCUUGUUGCUUUGGGGAGUAAACUAUUGAGUAGCGAAAGACUGAAAGAUGAGCACAUUAGCACAAAACACACGAAAACGUUUUGUGCUGAAGUGUGUUAAACGUUUGAAAUAAGUUUGAAAAAUUGUAUUUUUAAAGCACUCUUAAAUUCCCUAUACUGAAAGUUCAUUUUUCCAAGUACAGGUACAAAGUUCUAAGUACAGCCAUCAGAUAUGCUCACAAUGUGCCAGCACAGGCUUGCCACAUGUAUGUAACGCUCUGGAAGAACAUUGGUGAAGGAGAAACACCAGAAUGAAAGAGAUGGACAACAUCAAAACUGUGAAGAAAGAAUGGAUGUGUAAAUCAGGAACAGACGAUCAGAUUUUGAAUGGUGCAGAACAGAACCGUGACUACUUUGUAGACAGCCUUUUUGAAGAAGCACAGAAGGUCGGUGCCAGAUGUGUGCCCCCAGCUACAGUCAAGAACCAGGUUGAUGUAAUCAUUAAACUUUGGAAAAAUGGGUUUACAGUAAAUGACAGUGAACUGAGGAGCUACACUGAUGUUUCAAACCAACAGUUCUUGGACUCCAUUAAAAAAGGGGAACUGCCUUUUGAGUUGCGAAAAGUUUUUGAUAAGGAGGAGGUAGAUGUGAAAGUGGAAGAUAAAAAAGAUAAGGUGUACUUGUCAUCGAAAAAGCCGGUGUUUCAUCCCUUUUCUGGACACGGUUACAGAUUAGGAAGUGCUACUCCAAGGAUAAUCUCUAAAGUAAGAGAUGAUCAUCAGGCAGCUGACAACAGAAGACGUCUACCUUUAGUACCCUUAAAUGAUUUGGAGCCUGUCACUAACAUCCAGAUCUGGUUAGCUGACGGAGAAAGAAUAAUUCAGAAAUUCAAUGUUUCGCACAGAAUAAGCCAUGUCCGAGACUUCAUAAUGAAGUAUCAAGGAUCGGAGAGAAGCGUUCCCUUCACACUAACCACUUCACUGCCAUUUCGAGAGCUGCGAGAUGAGACGCUAACCCUAGAAGAAGCAAAGUUGCAAAAUGCCGUUGUUGUUCAAAGACUUCAGAAAACAACCGAACCUUUUGGACUCUUGGUGAUGAAAGCACCUGACAGUGACUAUAAAACUGCUGCUACACCUAAUGGACAGCUCAAGAAUGAGCAAAAAAAGGCUAUCAAAACCACAAGAUCAAAUUAGUUUUUAACUCGCCAAAAUCUGCACACAGGUGGAACUAGACAAAACCAAAAAUGUAACCAGCAAUACCUGGAUGUACUCUCAUCCUCAUGUACUGUGCUCUCAGAGAGCAAAAUGUGUGCUGUGCUAUCAUCUGCUGUAAUAGAAGUAUUUUCAACGAGAUUUGGUGGUCAGAGCCUGGCUAUAUAACAUAACAGAGGUAGCUGGGCAGCAGGUCAUCCUUAGAAUUUCCUUAGGUAGAAAACUACUUAGUUCUUUAAUGAAUAUAUUUAGGUGGAACAGUUCUCUGAGAGUUCAUUACUACUGAUAGCACCUUUUAAGGAAAAAUAGUAUUUAUUUUUGCACUUUGGACUGAAGUGCAACUGAACUGAUUGGUUGCACUUGCAUUUUGGUGGAAGCUGCUGCACUUUGCAUUCUUCUCACGGUAACUUUUAGGCAAUAGAUGCUGCAGGGAAGCUCACAUUUGAACUCUUAACUAACUUAAAAAUCUUCAAUAUUGGUAUCUUCAGGGUUUAACUUUUAUCACAAGAUCUGCAGUGUAAUGUUCUAUCAAGUCUUCAUAUGGUGGUAGGUGCACGUGUGAGAAGAUAGAAAUGAGGUAGUCUGGUGCAUACUGCACAUGAAGUGCCUCCAAGGAAGCUCUGAAGAGGUUGCUUCUACCAAUGGUUGAAGUGGUUUUUGCCUCUUUUAUGCUGCUACAGGUGUCUUACAGAUGGGGUGAUGUUAAACUACCUAGCUCAUUAUGAUAGAGAUCCACUUUUAGCCUCGUCACACAAAAACUUCAGUUUUUCUUGAGAUUACCAUACAGGAAUAGUGGUUUAGAGGGACACAGUUGGUUUUAUACUAAGUAUCUGCCUCUGUCCCGAACUGGCCAACUGACUGAGACUCUAACUGCAUGUGGCCAAGUUUCAAAGAUGUUGAAAAUCCUUAUUUGAAAACAGGUUUCUUCCCCACACCCCUGCGCCAUUUGCAUCCAGAUUUUUUAUUUUGCUAUUCACGUACUUGAGCCAUAAAAUUUGUAGCCAGCUAUUCCAUGUUUUGCUGAAGGAGAAAUCAACAUAAAGACUAAAUAUUCUGUAUUGGGUUCGCUAAGUAGCGUGUGGGUUUGUGAAGGGAGCUGGAGUCUCUGGAUAAGAGUUAUUCUGGGGCUUUUGCUGAGUGCUGACCAAUUUGCUACCUAUGCAGAUGGAUACAUGUUGGGAUUGUAUUUCUUUUGAAUGGUUAAAUGAAGAGUUUGGAAUUUCCUGGGUUUGUUUUAAAUAGAAAAUUACUUAAUUGGAGUGACCUGAAUUCUAUCUAAAAAUCAUGUUACUUUUAACUAGGGAUGCGCUUACUUGAUUUGCAGAGAUGUAAAACUGUUUUGCUUCAGCAUCUCUCCUGGUAUGUUUGAGGGCAGUGAAAUGAAAGUCAACUGCACAAAUGUAUUUUAAGUGUAUUCAAAAAGCAAAUCUCAGAAAACUACGUGGUUAACUGUGUGCUAUAAACCUGAUGUGCUACUGUGUCAUUCAGGUUUAUGUAGCAAAUAAUACAACUAAGUUGUCUUCA
This is a messenger RNA of Columba livia (rock pigeon), 3547 nucleotides long. It is a transcript of the gene UBXN2A, whose product is annotated as UBX domain protein 2A. NCBI's taxonomy places the organism in Eukaryota, Metazoa, Chordata, Aves, Columbiformes, Columbidae. Gene Ontology annotation, molecular function: ubiquitin binding. Gene Ontology annotation, biological process: Golgi organization; membrane fusion; autophagosome assembly. Gene Ontology annotation, cellular component: nucleus; cytosol. The coding region runs from base 1124 to 2005 and encodes 293 amino acids. The record is from RefSeq and is a predicted model, not a curated record. The transcript is spliced from 7 exons.